AUGCCACCAUCAUCACUUGAAGCCUCCGCCAUAGCCACCCAACUUAUCCAAAAAUGCACCACCACCACCUCACUCAGGCAAGCCCGUCAGCUUCACGCCAUUCUCCUAACGUCCGCAUGUUCCCUUUCCAGAACCCCAUACUUAUACAACAACAUCCUCUCUAUGUACGGGAAAUGCGGUUCCUCUGUGGAUUGUCGACUUGUGUUCGACAAAAUGCCUCAACGAAACUUAGUGUCAUGCAAUGCGCUCAUUUCCACAUAUUCUCGUUUUCCUCGCCAAGCACAUUUGGCCUUUUGGGUGUUUACACAGUUGGGAAAUGAGGGGCUCGUGCCAAAUGGGUCGACAUUUACGAGCCUUUUACAGGCGUCAGCUAGCCUUGAGGAUGGGAUAAUGGGGUCUUCGGUGCAUGCACUGUGUUUGAAGUUUGGAUGCUUGAAUAAUAUUCGCGUUCAAACAUCUCUGCUCACGAUGUAUUCGUAUUGUGGGGAUAUGGAUUGUGCUAAGAAAGUGUUUUCCCUUAUGGUGGAUAAAGAUGCCACAGCUUGGAAUGCCAUAAUUUCUGGGUAUGUGAAAAAUGAUGGGAUAGUUGAAGGCCUUGAACUUCUUCGCGGGAUGUUCAGGGAUGGGAUUUGUCCAACACAAUAUACGUAUUCAAUGUUAUUGAAUGCUUGGGGGAGGUUAAGGGAUUAUAAUUCUGGGAAAGUUGUUCAUGCCCGAGUGAUUGUGUCAGGGACAUAUGUCGAUUUGCCUUUGAACAAUGCACUGCUAGAUAUGUACAGCAGUUGCAGUGAUACUGUCGCUGCAAAUCACGUCUUCAGGAAAAUUGAGAAUCCAGAUUUGGUUUCAUGGAAUUCAAUGAUAGCCGGGUAUUCAGAGAACGGAGAUGGAGAGAAGGCAGUAGAUAUGUUUGUUCAACUAUGUCGAGUGUCUUUAGCUAAACCAGAUGCAUACACGUUUGCAGCAGUUACUUCUGGGAUAGGAGCAUUUCCAGCUCUAGAUUACGGAAAACCACUCCAUGCCCAAAUUGAGAAGGCAGGAUUUGUGAGGAGUGUCUAUGUUGGGAGCACACUGAUAUCCAUGUAUUUCAGCAAUGGCGAGAUUGAUUCUGCUCAUAAGAUUUUCUACUCAAUUUUGCUAAAGGAUGUUGUUCUUUGGACUGACAUGAUUGUUUGGCAUAGUAGAAUAGGUGAUGGCGAGAGCACUAUUAAGUUAUUCCAUGCAAUGUCACGGGAAGGCUAUAAGCUUGAGAGCUUUGCACUUAGUGGAGUUUUAAGUGCAUGUGCCGAUCUUGCAACUCAGAGACAAGGCAAGAUGAUUCACUCCCAGGCCAUAAAAACAGGAAACGAUUCUGAAAUCGCUGUUUGUGGAAGCCUGGUCGAUAUGUAUGCUAAAAACGGAAAACUUGAAGCUGCUGAAUCCAUAUUUUUUCUUUUGCAAAACCGCGAUUUGAAGUGCUGGAACUCGAUGAUUGGAGGAUAUGGUCACCAUGGGAAAGCAGAGGAGGUUUUUCUAGUUCUUAACAAAAUGUUGAUACAAGGCAUGAAACCAGAUCAAGUAACGUUUAUAUCUCUACUUGCUGCUUGUAGCCAUUGUGGCUUGGUGGACAAGGGUAAGUUCUUCUGGAAUUAUAUGAAGGAAAAUGGUUUGAAACCCGGGCCUAAGCACUAUUCUUGCAUGAUAAGUUUGUUAAGUCGAGCAGGACUAUUAGAGGAGGCUGAGGAAAUGAUAAUCCAAUCACCCUUUGUAGAUUAUCAUCUUGAAUUAUGGAGAACUCUCUUGAGCGCCUGUAUCACAAAUGGAAAUUUUAGAAUCGGAAUCAAUGCUGCUAAGCAGAUUUUGAAUACCAAUGCAGAAGAUUGUGCAGCAAAUGUACUGCUUAUGAAACUAUAUGCUGCAGCAGGGAGAUGGGAUGAUGUUGCAAAAACGAGGAAGAAAGUGAAACAAUUAAUGUUAGAGAAAGAACCAGGUUUAAGCUGGAUAGAGGUCACAAAUAACAUGCAUGUAUUUUCUUCUGGUGAUCAAUCACACCCACAAAAUGAUGAACUGCAAGGUGAGUUGUGUAGAGUUAUGGGUAACCUGAUGCCUAUGGAAGCAGAUGAGAUGUGUGUAAAUUUGUUUAGGUACAUUGUCCCAAAAAAUAACCGUUACACUUUUUGA
This is a messenger RNA of Fraxinus pennsylvanica, 2157 nucleotides long. Lineage: Eukaryota; Viridiplantae; Streptophyta; Magnoliopsida; Lamiales; Oleaceae. The record is from the annotation of a GenBank genome assembly.